Mycena indigotica is the source of this 909-nucleotide messenger RNA. RefSeq lists its product as uncharacterized. The record is from RefSeq and is a predicted model, not a curated record. NCBI's taxonomy places the organism in Eukaryota, Fungi, Basidiomycota, Agaricomycetes, Agaricales, Mycenaceae. The transcript has 2 exons. The coding region runs from base 1 to 909 and encodes 302 amino acids.
AUGUUCCAUCUUCGGGUCCUUGCCGCAGCACUCUUGGCCACCAACGUCUUGGGUCUGAGUCCGGUUGGCCAUACUCCCACCGGCCAACCAAUCUUCCGCGGCCCGCCAGGCUCGACUGUCGUGCAAUCUGGCCGAGAUAUGAAAGUCUUCACACCCAAUGGGACCGUCAUUCAUGUCUUCGAAGAUGUCGUGCGCAGUCAAUCCAAACAAACCCCGAGGUGGAUUCCACGACAGGAGUUGAGCACGACGGAGGCCUUUGUUACACUAACCACAUCCGAUGCAUUGGCAUUCCAAACAUUCAACGUCUCAUUCGUCGUGCCUCCGGAGCCAGCAACAUUUGAAAGCCAGAUCAUCUACUUCAGCACUGGCCUACAGCUCUUAGACGACACGGGAGAACCGCAACAGUCCCUUGUAGUUGCACUCCAGUACGGAGCUAGCGUCAUCGACGGUGGGCCUUUCUGGACGGCUGUUGUGCUGUUGCAAUUCCUUCCAAGCGGAGGGUUCUUUGAGUCCUUCGAUCCAAAUGCCAACCCCGCCGUAAAUGCUGGAGACCGACUUUCAAUAACAAUCAGGAACUACCCAAACGGUCCACAAUUCCCUGAUUCCCCCGAGACUUACUAUUUUAUCGCCGCUCUGAAUAACCGCCCUGACAUAUUGAGCUUCGGCGUUGGCUGGGAGAUGUUACCGCAGAAAGUGGCGCUGGGUGUAUCGGAGGAGGGAGCAUUUCAGCCAAGUGACUACCCAAGAGGUUCCUUGGUUUUCGAAGAUGUCAGUGUCAACUUUACCACGGGCUUCCCCGCGGUGACAUGGAAUAUCGAGCAGAAUUCUGGGACAGAUGUUUCGAUGAAGAUCGACAAGGACGGGUCAAGGAAUGCGCAAGUUAGCAUCGUUUUUCCAGACGACCUAUGA